This is a messenger RNA of Parnassius apollo (apollo), 678 nucleotides long. NCBI's taxonomy places the organism in Eukaryota, Metazoa, Arthropoda, Insecta, Lepidoptera, Papilionidae. The record is from the annotation of a GenBank genome assembly.
AUGGAAGAAAAGAUAGUGCGCAAAGGGCCGCUGCCUGGAGGUCGCCAGGGCGCGUCUGGAGCUGGCGCUGGACGCGACAGCAUGCGGGCCGCCAGCCGAGCGCGGGGUGUUGCAAGACCACCUAGCAGCCCCCCGCAUCCAUCAUCCCCACCAGAAGGCUUGGUGUCGGCUGGGUCUUCUCGGACUCAGCAAGUGGCAUCCGCCGCUGGUGGAGCACGUCGCAUGCGUUGGUGUAAAUCAAUGAAUGAAAACGCACUGCCGGCGUAUUUUAGGGCAAAAGGGGAAGAAACUGGAUGCUUGGCGUAUCGGGCUCGGAUGCAUCGCUUUUUUGCAGAGCUGGAGCCAUCUCUAUCCGUUACUGAGCAAAACCUGGCAGACCGAGUUAGGUACAUCCUGCGCUCCAACAUAUUUGGUGACGCCGAACUCGAGCGACUACGACGUGAGGCUAUUCCUUCAUCGAAUGGAAAUGCUACGGCUGGGAAUGCGGCGCCACUAGAUGCGCAACAAACUGCAUAUGUGGAUGCUGCCGUCAACAUUCCAUUUGUGGCUAAUUCAGACGAUGAUGGAAUAGUCUUUCACGAACUAGAGAAAAUGAGGAGCAUAUUGGAAGAGUCGAUGCUGGAAACGCGCAGCAUGCCUCUCGAAAAUCGACCGCGACUUCCCCCGCAUACCCCUUAG